This is a messenger RNA of Zootermopsis nevadensis, 4105 nucleotides long. RefSeq names its product tetratricopeptide repeat protein 39B. NCBI's taxonomy places the organism in Eukaryota, Metazoa, Arthropoda, Insecta, Blattodea, Termopsidae. The record is from RefSeq and is a predicted model, not a curated record. Gene Ontology annotation, molecular function: protein binding.
AACAUCACGGCAUUGUAUGUAUUCUGUACUCGCAUUAGCUUGACAUUUUGAAAUGCAGCCAAGAAAACGGGAAGAAAUUAUGUCCAUUCCGAGUUUGUACUUCGUUAGAGAUUUUUAUGUUUCUUACUAUGAUUUCCUAAUUGCAUUACAUUAUGUGUUACGACAUAUGCACUGAAGUAGGUUACUUGCAUUUCAAGUGUCUGAACGGUGUAGAGAAUGCAGGAAUAUGUACAACGGUAGUACAGCAUAUAUUUAACAAUACGCAGAUAGAUAACCACUUCUGAUACAGUAUCAUUAAAAACCUGUGUAUCAUGCAACCAACUAACCAAUCAAGAGUGACAGGUGAGUGAGAGAGAGAAGACCAGGUACUUUUAAAUACUUUUCCCAUACGUGAAUCAAGAUAAGCCUACAAUGGACAACAAUGAUGCAGAUGAUGAAUUCCAAGAUGCAUAUGAAUCACAGCCGGUGGUAUCUUCCAUGGAUUUGUUAACAGCCGUGGAUGAAUCAAGGACAGCAGUCAAUUACUUUUUCAAUAAUAAAUUCAGUGAUGCAAGAGAUAUUCUUCAGCCAUGGGCCAGCAGCAGUAUGUAUCAUUCAGUUGGGAACAGUGUACUCACAUUUCUUGAAGCGAUACUUACGUUUGAACAUCAACACAUAGAGGCUGCUUCCGAAGCACUGAAACAGUGCAUGACAGUCUGCAACAGAUACCGAAAAAAGAACUCCAUUUCUGAGUCACUGGGAAAGAUAGUGAAGAAAACCAACUAUGAUCUGUAUUCACCAGAGGAAAUUCAUGCAGAGUUAUGUUAUGCAGAAGCUUUGCUACUGAAAUCUAUGCUUACAUUUGUGGAAGAUGAAACACUUGUCAGUUUUAUUAAAGCUGGGCUUAAGAUUCGUACCUGUUACAAUUCUUACAAGGAAUGUAUGAACAUUUUAAACCAGAGGAACUGGGGUGAUGAAAGCCAUAAAGUACAUUUUGAGAGUGGUGUCAGAAUGGGAAUUGGAACAUUUAAUCUUAUGAUCUCAUUGCUGCCUGGCCGCGUUAUAAAACUGUUGGAGUUCAUUGGGUUUUCAGGAAGCAAAGAAGUUGGUAUACAUGAAUUGGAGAUGGGAUACCGACUGCACCAUAGCGUACGUCAAGUCCUGUGUGUGAUGGCAUUGCUUGCUUAUCAUCUUCUUGUGUUGUAUGUUCUUAGUCAUACUGAUGGGGACAUAGAAUUCUGUGAUGAGAUACUGAAAAGUCAGCUUCAGCUAUAUCCUGAAGGAGUGUGGUUCCUCUUUUUUAAAGGACGCUUAGAGUUUAUGAAAGGAGACGUCGAUGAAUCCAUAAAAUGGUACUUAAAGUCGUGGAAGUCUCAGAAUAUGUGGCCACAAUUUCAUCAUCUUUGUUUCUGGGAGCUGAUGUGGACAAACAGUGUCAAACAGGAGUGGCGAGAGGCAAGCUUGUAUGCUGAUCAGCUGCUGCACGAGAGUCGCUGGUCCCGGACCAUCUACAGUUAUCAGAAAGCAGCUUUGCUUUGUAUGCUUGGCGAUGAACUCUCAUUAGAUGAGAAGGCCGAAAUUGAGAUCCUCAUGAGAGACUCCCCUCAGUGGAAGCAGCGAAUUGCUGGAAAGUCGUUGCCAAUGGAGAAGUUUGUAGUGAAGAAGAGUGAACGUUUCUUUGCUCAGAAGAAGAUGUUGGUUCUACCAGCACUGGAACUUAUGUAUGUGUGGAAUUUAUUUAAAGUACUGGGCAAGAAACGUGAACUGAUUCAGAACGUGUACAAGUUGAUUGAGAAGGCAUUGGCCAAACUUGAUGCUCAGAAAAAACAUCAGGAGUUUGAUGCCGAUAACAGAGCUCUGGUGCUGCUGUUGAAGGGAGCAAGUCUCCGACACAUGCAAAGUCCACUGCAAGCGGAGGAAUGUCUAAAUAGUGUUCUUUCAUUAGAGAAGAAGCUAAGGGAGGACUUUUACUUAAUACCGUAUACGUUAGUGGAACUUGCAUUGCUGUUCAGAGAACAGGGGAACAUUUCAAAAACAUCGCAGCUGCUGGAGGAUGCAAAAAAAAAUUAUACUGGUUAUUCAUUGGAGUCAAGGCUUCACUUUAAGAUCCAUUCAUUUCAAACUGAAUUGAAUGGGGGCAAGAAGCCAUUAGAUGAUGUUGUCACUGAGGCUACAAGUCCUUAAAUUAAUGACCACGUUGCUUCAACUUGUGACUGAGGGAGAUGUCGGUGAUGGUACUAAAUAGAAGUCUUCAGCAAUCCGAUUCAACUUUGUGCAGCAUCGUAAAUGAGAAUGACACGUUCUCAACAGUAGGAUCUGAAUAAUUGGUAUGAUUACUAAUUCUACCAGUCAAACAGGUGAAAUAAUUGGUAAUCAUAGUGUCACAUUAGUAAUCAAGUAAAUGCAGUGCAGUAUUAAAAUAUGAAAACAAAUAGGGAUGUCCAAACAGUGAAAUUUCAGAAGCAAGGUUGUUUUGAAGUCUGAAUUGUCAUAACUUUAUCAUAUAAUAGUAGAGCUAAUAAAAUGACGUGAACCUACACAACAUUGAUGUAGUUUUCAGUUUUAUAGGUUAGGUAAUCUAUCAUUUUGGCCUCUUCAACUAUGUUUACACAAAAACUUGGUUCAGAAUAGCUUUUCUGACCUUUUCACUGCAGCUUAUUCCUUUUUAUGCAGUUUUUUGUGUAUUUUUUGCAACAAAAAAUGAUUUGAAUCCCAUUCUUUAAAAUUUAAAUGGUAAAAUUAGUGAAACCUCUUAGAUCCUUUAGUUGUAGUUUAAAAAGCUGAUGACGUAUGUUCAUAUGGGGGUGCAAAUUUGGAAAUGUAAGAGCUGUUUUGAAUGUAUGAAAAUAGUGACUAAACACAGCAGUUUACAGCUACUUUUUGAAUUUUUAAAACCUUCUAACACAGAGAUGUUUGUCUUCUGGAUUGUUGUGCCGUGUAGUCUGGUAGAAGUUUACCGGCGUUCGUGCCGCUUCCAUCAUCAGGAUGAUGAGUAAGCACCCUUAUGAUUGAGAUAGCAAACAUCUGUCAAACAUUGCUAAACUUCUGCUAGACUGCGUGUUUCUACACCGCAGAAGACGGCCAUCUUCAUACUCACCACUGAAGUUUUAUUUCCAGCUUAGAAUUCACCAUUUGAAAUUUUUACUGUUUGCACAUUCCUAAAUAUUAUAGGAAUACAGUUAAAAAAUCUCGUAAGUGUAAAAAUGUAACAUAAUAAUAAUUUAAGAUAUCGGAGUUUAUGCAGAGUAUACGUAGUUGUGACUUUUCAAAUAGAAACAUGUACUUACUAUUAAGUGAAUGUAUAUAACUAUGAAGAAGGAAGCAUUCCAGUAUUGGAUCUUAAUUUAUUGAUUAUUCUACUAGUUACAGACAUUGUUAUAUUUUUGUAAGUAUCAGUUUGAAUUUCAUAAGCUGCCAUUAAAGAUAUUAAAAGAGAUUUAUGACCCUGCACAUUAUAUUUUAAGCAUAUUUAUAUAUAAAAUAAUUUUAAGUCAUUAUGAUUUUAGGUAUAAUAUGGUGGUACAAAUUCAGUCUAAAGGGUUCUGGUGAUGGUGUAUUACAAUCUGCAUUACUGAGUUUUUGGACUUUGCCUGUCGUCUGGUGUUCAAAAAACACACAAUGUUUUGAAAACUGGAUUUGUCUUCAUUCUCAGGUGUAAGGAAGGUUGGGACACCUGUUUUGUUGGGUCCGUUAGAAACACUGGUCCAAUGAAUAAGUGCCUCCCUUCCUUACACCUGAGGAUGAAGACAGGUGUGGUCUUCAAAACAUAGUGUUCUUUUAGAAUACCAGGUGUUGGACAAAGCCCAAAAAAUCAGUAAUCCAGAUGGUGCUACAUCAUCAAAUUAUUGUUAUUAUUAUAGUAUUGUAUUAUUUAUUUCUAUAACUAAAAUCUUUGGUGGCAGAUAAAGAUGUAGAAUUAUAAUGGCAAAAAUGAAUUUUAUAGUUGAAUUCCAGUAUCUACAUGCAGACAUCAUCAGAACAUGAGGUUAUUACUGGCAUGACCAUUAGUUCAUGUAAAAUUGAUUUCUGCUUGAUUUUGUUUUACUUUACACUAAACUUUUUUGUGCAACAUGUUUUUGUAUGGAUGAAUGUAUUCAGGAAGCAAAUAAAUAACUGAGAGAUAUUA